This is a messenger RNA of Rhizophagus irregularis DAOM 181602=DAOM 197198, 510 nucleotides long. The record is from RefSeq and is a predicted model, not a curated record. Lineage: Eukaryota; Fungi; Glomeromycota; Glomeromycetes; Glomerales; Glomeraceae.
GAUGGAAAUCAUACGAUACAUUAUGAUAAAGAAUUUGUUCCGAUAGUUAUUGAUAAAGAACCUUGGGUGAUAGAUGAGUAUGAAAGAAAUUCUUAUUGUCUUAAUCAAAAGAAAGAAGGAGAAAGAAUACAAACUUUGCAGCUUAUAGUUGGUAGAUCCACGGUUCAAAUUUGGCAUCAAAUCCGUGAUGAUAGUAAAUCUAAGGAUGAACUUUCUAAACUCCCAAACAAAGGAGGACCAGCUUCGAGUGAUAAAGAGAAAACAGAAGAAGAAAUUAGAGAUAUGGAGGAUAAAGAAAUAGAAAAAAUGGAACUUAAUAGAAAAGCGGGAAAGGAAAUGGAAAAGGAUGGAAUUAUGGAAAUGAAAGAAAAAGUAAUUCAAAAGAAAGAUAUUAUUGAAAAAGUUAAUGCGGUAAGACGCGCUUGUAGAGCAUUGGAACAUCUUAAUAAGCGCAGAAGGUUUCUUGUGACUAAUUACAUUAAAAUACAUCAAGUAGGUUACCGAUUAUAA